Trifolium pratense (red clover) is the source of this 681-nucleotide messenger RNA. RefSeq lists its product as uncharacterized. Lineage: Eukaryota; Viridiplantae; Streptophyta; Magnoliopsida; Fabales; Fabaceae. Bases 205 to 681 code for a protein of 158 amino acids. The transcript is spliced from 2 exons. The record is from RefSeq and is a predicted model, not a curated record.
UUCAAUUUAGUCCCUAAACUAUUUUCCAUCCAUCAAUUUAGUCCUCCGUUAUAUUUUCCUUUAACUGUUCUUUAAAACCCUAAAAUCCAAAAGCUACUUUUACUCUUAUAUCUCUCUUCUCGACCAACUCUCUCAAAUCAUCUCAAUCUGAAAACCCUAGAGCCACCUAUACGCUCCAAUUCCGGUUGUCGUCGUUGUUUUAAGAUGGCUGAAAGUGAUGAUGAUACAAGUGAUGGAGGAAGGUUCUCUUAUCACUCAGAAGAACUUAGAGGGCCUAUUAGUUCAUCUGAUGAAGAGAAUGAAUCAGUGAGAGUUAUAUAUCCACAAUUCAAUGCUGAAGCUCAAUUUGGGGAAGUUAGGUUGGCUGUAGAGAUGGAGUUUGCAACUUUGGCUGAAUUUAAAAAAGCUGUGAAAGACUAUACCAUCCAUAUUGGAAGACAAAUCAAAUGGAUAAAGAAUGACAAGGUAAGAGCAAGAGCAAAAUGUGUGUUUGAGCAUUGCAAAUGGGAGAUACUUUGUUCGCGUAGUAGUAUAACAAAUAGCUUUCAAAUCAAGACUUUUGAAAAUACAACUCACUCAUGCCCAGGAACAUUCACGAAUAGUCAGGCUGAUAGAAAGUGGGUUAUUGAGAAGUUGGAAUUGAGAUUGAGACAACAGCCAUCUCUUAGCCAUAGUGACUAG